Rana temporaria (common frog) is the source of this 1371-nucleotide messenger RNA. RefSeq names its product mucin-2-like. The coding region runs from base 1 to 1371 and encodes 456 amino acids. NCBI's taxonomy places the organism in Eukaryota, Metazoa, Chordata, Amphibia, Anura, Ranidae. The transcript is spliced from 10 exons. Gene Ontology annotation, cellular component: extracellular matrix. The record is from RefSeq and is a predicted model, not a curated record.
AUGUGCUCAAAUAGGACUUGGUUAUGUGACAGCAAAACAGAAAAAGCAAUAUGUACGGCGUAUGGACAAGGACAUUAUAUUACCUUUGAUAAUAAGCGAUUCACCAUCAAUGGAAACUGUGAAUAUACUUUGGUUCAGGACUAUUGUGACAUUAAUGAUUUAGAGAAUGGAACCUUUAAAAUUAUUACUGAGAAUAUACCAUGUGGUACAACAGGAACGUCCUGCUCCGUGGCCAUUACAUUGUAUCUAGGGGCUCAUAAGAUUAUUCUCGCCGAUGGACACAUAGAUGUUAUGGGCACAUCAAGUAAUGUUCAAAUUCCAUACAUAACUCGAACAAUGGGUAUAUAUUUAGUCAUUGAGACAAAUAUUGGACUUGUUUUAGUAUGGGACAAGAUGACAAGUAUUUCAAUUCAUCUAAGCAGGAGCUAUCAGGGGAAGGUCUGUGGUCUUUGUGGAAACUUUGAUGGAAACAGCAAAAAUGAUUUUACAACAAGGAGUAUGUGCUUAGUAGAAGACGUGAAACUGUUUAGAGACAGCUGGAAGAUAUCUUCAGACUGUCCAGAAGUGUACAUCUCCAAAGAGCCAUGUGCCAUUCACCCAUACAGGAUGCCCUGGGCACAUAAAAUGUGCUACAUCAUUAAAAGUGAUGUGUUUGCACAAUGCCAUGCAGAGGUGGACCCUGAAGAAUAUUAUGAGGCUUGUGUCAGAGAUACGUGCGCAUGUGACACUGGAGGAGAUUGUAACUGUUAUUGUACAGCUGUUGCUGCUUAUGCGCAAGCAUGUAGUGAAUCCUGUGUGUGUGUAGAUUGGAGAACUGAAACAGUUUGCCGGUGCUAUCCCAAAUGUCCAAAGGAAAGGCCAUACUUUAAUGAAGAUGAAAUGCAGUGUGUGGCUGAUUGUGGAUGCCUAGACAAUAAAUCUAAUUAUUACAAGCUUGGAGAGAAAAUUGAAUCCUGCAACAUCUGCGAAAGCUGUCGUGUUACCACCAAAGUUGAUGUAUUGACCAGUCAACUUUCAACAGUGCCCCCCACACUCAAAUUAUCAUCAUCUACAUUGUCAUCAACAGGACCUACCAUAACAUCUGCAACAUCUACUAAGGUAAAAGAGGUCAGUAACCACCUUAUUCCAACAAAAGAACUUUCUGAAACUACUACUAAUCAGACAACAGUCCCACCUUCAGGUAUUCCUCAAUUUAUUAUGGAAAAACACAGAGCACUUGAUAAAAUUGCUGAGGCCCAGGUCUCCACAACAGGGAGAGCUUCAGCAACACCCGUGUCAACUCCAAGUAUUGUUAGCUUAAAUAAAACCAGGAUCCAGUAUGCAUCUAAAAUAUUAAUUUCAAUGGAAAUAUUUGGACUUUAUGCAUCUUAA